CAAUAAAUGUAAGCAGAAUUAAUUGGUUCAUCAAACCAUGUUUUACAUCAACUUCCUUUACAUUCAAUCUGUAAGUCUGAAGUACCAACGUGAAGCUCAUCUGUUUUCCAUUACAUUUAUGGUUUCUUCACUCCCACUAGACAACAUUUGACCAAGAGGAACAGGGAAAGAGAGGAGCUUCUCAGUGGUGAUGUACCUGGGAAAGAGAGGCUGAGUGAGAAGAAGAGGAAGAGAAACAUCCACCUGGUAUGACUUGCCAAGUACCUAGGGUGAGUUUUCAUAAGACAGGUUAGAAUGCGCUGGUCUGACAACUCUCACCCCUCUGGGUCUGGACAGGAACGGGCCAUGGUGAACCAAAGCUCCCCAGGGGGCUUCCUCCUUCUGGGCUUCUCUGCACAUCCAAGACUGGAAAGAAUCCUCUUUGUGGUUGUCUUGAUUUCUUACCUCCUGACUCUGAUGGGAAACACACUCAUCAUCCUGCUGUCUGUGCUAAACCCCAGGCUCCACUCGCCAAUGUACUUUUUCCUCUCCAAUCUCUCCUUCUUGGACCUCUGCUUCACCACAAGUUGUGUCCCCCAGAUGCUGGUCAACCUCUGGGGCCCAAAGAAGACCAUCAGCUUCUUGGGCUGCUCUGUUCAGCUCUUCAUCUUCCUCUUCCUGGGGACCACUGAAUGCAUCCUUCUAACAGUGAUGGCCUUUGACCGCUAUGUGGCUGUCUGCCAGCCCCUCCACUAUGCCACCAUCAUCCAUCCUCGCCUGUGCUGGCGGCUGGCAGCUGUGGCCUGGGUCAUUGGGCUGGUGGAGUCAGUGGUCCAGACACCACCCACUCUCCAACUGCCUUUCUGCUCCCACCGGCAGGUAGAUGAUUUUUUGUGUGAGGUCCCAGCUCUAAUUCGACUCUCCUGCGGGGACACCACAUACAAUGAAAUCCAAAUGGCUAUUGCCAGUGUCUUCAUCUUAGUUGUGCCCCUCAGUCUCAUCCUUGUUUCCUACGGUGUCAUUGCCCGGGCAGUAAUAAGGAUUAACUCUGAAAAAGGGCAGAGGAAGGUUUUUGGCACCUGCUCCUCUCACCUCACUGUGGUCACCCUCUUCUACAGCUCAGUCAUUGCUGUCUACCUUCAACCCAAAAAUCCUUAUGCCCAAGAAAGGGGCAAGUUCUUUAGUCUCUUCUAUGCAGUGGGCACUCCUUUACUUAACCCUCUCAUAUACACCCUGAGGAACAAGGAGGUAAAGAGGGCAUUUAGAAGGUUGCUGGGGAAGGCCAGGGACUCCAGGAAGAGCUGAGGGAGAGCUAUUUGAUGUGCUUUCAAAUUGAGAGAUUUUUCACGCUUUUGUCAGGGAGUUAGUAUUCCCCACACCUCU
This is a messenger RNA of Pteropus alecto (black flying fox), 1362 nucleotides long. Its product is annotated as olfactory receptor 2H2. The record is from RefSeq and is a predicted model, not a curated record. Bases 295 to 1284 code for a protein of 329 amino acids. Gene Ontology annotation, biological process: G protein-coupled receptor signaling pathway. The transcript has a single exon. Gene Ontology annotation, cellular component: membrane. Gene Ontology annotation, molecular function: olfactory receptor activity; G protein-coupled receptor activity. NCBI's taxonomy places the organism in Eukaryota, Metazoa, Chordata, Mammalia, Chiroptera, Pteropodidae.